Messenger RNA from Anopheles coustani, 1034 nucleotides. Its product is annotated as peptidoglycan recognition protein-like. Gene Ontology annotation, biological process: peptidoglycan catabolic process. The record is from RefSeq and is a predicted model, not a curated record. Gene Ontology annotation, molecular function: N-acetylmuramoyl-L-alanine amidase activity; zinc ion binding. The transcript has 3 exons. Lineage: Eukaryota; Metazoa; Arthropoda; Insecta; Diptera; Culicidae. The coding region runs from base 52 to 660 and encodes 202 amino acids.
AUAAGACCGAUCGCUAGACGGGAUUGAGGUUCAGUUUCGGUUCCGAAGGAGAUGGUGACUUUUGGUGAUGUAACGUCCGUCGUCUUGCUGUGUGGCGUUCUCGUUUCGCUUCAGCACGGAGUCGUGGUGGCGCAGGAUGCGGCUCCGGAGUCGGCCUGCAUGGCGGGUGUGGUGAAGCGGUCGGCGUGGGGGGCCGCCAAGUCCACGAACGUCACCUACCAGCUGAAACCGGUCCCGACUGUCAUCGUCCACCAUACGACCGGUGACCGGUGUAUGUCGGCUCCGGGCUGCCGGGAGUUGGUGCGCAACAUACAGACCUACCAUCAGACGCAGAACGGCUGGAGCGAUAUUGGUUACAACUUCCUGAUCGGGAGUAGCUUCGUGUACGAAGGCAUCGGAUGGCAUCGAGCAGGGGCGCACCUUCGAGGGCGCAACGACAAAUCCAUCGGCGUUGCAUUCAUCGGCAACUACGAUCUGGAGCGGCCGACCGCACGCCAGCUGCAGCUGCUGAACACUCUGCUCCAGUGCGGGGUGGAGCUUGGCGAGCUGUCCGACGAGUACCGGCUGUACGGGGCGAUGCAACUGCAGAGUACCAACAGCCCCGGCAAGUUCCUGCACGCCAAGCUGCAGGAGCACGACCAUUGGCGGGAGGAUAUCUAACACCAAUCCUCAGCGAUCCAUUCGAUUGGAAAUCACUAGAAGUAAAUGAUGAGCCAGAUGUAAUCUUCACCUUGCGUCGUAGUUUAAGACAAACCUUGGCCUAGAACACCACACCAACAAACGCUGACAGCACCGAAAAGGAAUCCGAACUCGUGUCUGCUGCUUCGAUUGAUUUUUGCAACUGAACACCUAGGGGCAGAUUGGGUAAGCAUUCUCCCCCAGCAAAAUCAAGUUUGUAAGACUUCCGAGAAGCAACGAUAGGAGGUACCAGAGCGCCGGCAGGAGGAGAGCUUAGAACAUGUUGUGUGUGUGUGUAUAUUAUAUACGUGUGUGUGUUUGAGUAAAAAUAAAAUAUAGGAAAAAUGGAAAACCCU